CUACCAGUACCGGAUCCUACCUGUACAUCCCAGCCCGUACAGUACAUGUAGGACCAGUUGCUUCCACAGCGGUAUCGUCGCUCGGAAGGCAGAAACAGAAACACCAUCCUUUAUUGCGACAACACUAGACUACUCGAGGAAAGACAGAGGGAUACGCUAGCGAGAAUUGAUUCAACUUUCCGCUGUAUUCAACGUCGAUUUGAUUCGGAGUUGGCCCUGCUUUACUAACUACUUUACUAACCACUACGAACAGUUCCGUACUCUUACUUGACGACACACAACCUGGAGAGUGCAAGGCUUUCAUCAUCCACGAACGGAGCGAAUAAUCGCUCGAUCGGUUUUGUUAUCUCCGGUGGAACGAGGGGGAAUACCGACAAAACCGGCCUUAGGAAUUAGGGUCGACUGAGUUCGGUUCAACUCGAUUCGAUUCGAUUUGAUUCGAUUGGACUUUGAACCAAACCAGAGGAGCGCAGCACAGCCUUUUGCAACCAUGAUGCAAGCGGCGCAGUUCGCGGCGGAAGCCGCCAUGCGGGAGGCCGAGGAAGAACGGAACGCGAAGGCCGGGGGAAGCAACGGCGUCGGCCACCACAAUAGAGCAGGAAAUAGCAAUCAUGCCGGUUUUCACGGGGAUAGCCACGACAUGUCCAUGUCGGCAAUGUCCCGCCUGAGCAUGAUGGACGGGAUGCAGAUAAACGAGUCGUGCAGCUCCCUUAUGACGGACGUAUCUGGGCAGAUGAGCCUGCUGCAGCAACAGCAGGACUAUCACCGCUACAACCGAGAUGAGCAGCAGCACCGCUAUGAACAAGAGCAACACCAAGAGCAACAUCAGCCAUACGGUGCCGGGUUAGACAACAACCAAAUAAUACUGCAAGAGAUGCAGCUGAUGGGUAUCGAUCCAAACGAUCCGGAAAGUGUGCAGCUCUUUCUGCAGCUACUGCAGCAACGAGAAGAACCUGAAUGGCAGCAGCCAAAGCGACCUGACGAGCACUAUAUGACAAUUGCACAAAAUGGUACGUGACAUCAGUAUCAGGAGAAAAGCUUGAUUUCUCUUCCAUGGUCCGGUUUUUGCGUGGGAUUUGCCACACCAGCAAUGCAAUGAGAACAAUAUCUCGGCAUGAAAAUUGAUUGACAACUUACGCUAUGUAACUAACGUCCAUUUCCAAAUUUGUAAUCUGAUCUACUAUUUCUCGUACCGCUUUUUUUUCAAUACCCCGUCUUUUUUUGUUUGCAAAGGAAUGAUACUCGAGGCGACAAAAACGAUAACUGGCUAUUCUCCCGACUCUCUUUUGAUGACAUCUGCUUACGACAAAAUUUAUGAGGACGACCUAAAGGGUUUGCUCGCCGUAAAGUCCCACUUUUGGGACAAGGGCCACCCGGACGUGGAAGCCUAUAUCCGGCGGCGCUCGAAGGAGGGGGAAUGGAUAUGGCUUGUCACGAAGGCGGUAUCGUAUGUGGAACAUCCCAUACCAGGAAUUAUCUUGGUAGAAAAGCGUGUAGCAUCUCCGGCAAGAGACGGCGAGAGCAACUACUGCAAAGAUAACGAUGAUUAUGAAACGUACGUGGCCGACAUGGAGGCAAUCUACAGGGCAAAAGCCAUCAAUUCGAUAACACGGAUAUCCGCCAUUCUUAUUGAGGCAAUAAACGAAGCACAGAAAGUGGUGCCGGCUCUGCAGGUGUCGUCGACAUCACAACAAAACCCCGGGGAUAGACAGCCAAAUGGAAACAAAAACCAGAAGAAUAUAGACAACAUCAAUAGCAGCAGCAACUACCGCUCGAACAGAAACGAGAACGAUCAGGAUUCGCUUUCCGGAUCAUCGGUGGACAGCGCCAACCCAAUACCUUGGGUCGCGGAUGAUGCGGCGGCAUACCAGACAAUGCUGUUGCAGCAGCAAAAGCACAGUGCAGAUGCCGAUAUAGCGAACGACCCCCUACAGCAGAUUAUGAAGGUGGCAAUGGCAGGUGGUCUGUCGAGCAAGAGCCGGAACCGUAUGGCAGCGAAACUAGAACAAGAGAUUAUGGAAAGAGUGAAUGGUGCCACAAAGAUGGAGAGCUUCGACCCGUUUUCGGUCUUGGAAGAUGUAAGGGAAGGCGUCCGGCUCGACCUUGGAAUGGUUCGUUUGGGCCGGGGCGAAAUCUACCUCAUGCAGAUGCUGCUAAUGGGCCGAAUGACUGUUGAUGAUUUAAUACUGAUCGUUUUCCGUGCACUGACUUCUGGUGUCGAAUUAGGAGCGAUGAUUGAGCUUUUCAUCAUGGAAAGGCAACAGAGCGAUGCACAGUACGGCAUCGCGAUGGUCAAUCUUCCGCCGCCUAUUUCCGUAGUCAAUCUUUCGUACACAUACAUGGGAAAUUCUUCCGUGGAUUUAUUCUGUGAGGUCAUCGGUAUGGACAACUCGCACCUUAGAACGAUCGAUGUUAGUUUCUGCGGCCUGGGAGACCGGGGAAUUCAGGCCCUUUCGCGCGCUCUGGCACGUAGGAAACGGAAAUCAAUCAUGCCAUUGCGUGGUAUAAUUCUAUCUGGAAACUAUAUAUCGGAGAAAAUAGCCUCCGAAUUGGGACGGGCCUUGUCUCCCGACGCAUAUGAAGGCACAAGUAGUAUUGACGCCUACUACAACAAAGAGUUUGGCUUGCAGGUUUUGCAUUUGGGUUUAGCGCUUCAAGAGCCCUUGGCUAUUAAAGGUUUGCUCCAGGGGUUGGGACCAUUAUGCCCCAUCAAGGAACUGAGUCUCACGUCGAAUAAAAUUGGCAUAGACGGUGUCGAGUGCAUCAUCAGCUUUUUGGAAGGGAAGGAUCUCGAAUGGAAUACAAAGUUUCCGGACAAAACACAUGGCCUGGUCAUGCCAUUCUUGGUUCGUCUGGACUUUUCUAACAAUAAGAUUGGAAACGAGGGCCUUAAGAAGCUCACGAAAAUUUUGCCUAAGCGUCAGAAUCUAGAAGAAUUGAGACUUUCAAACAACGGCAUCGCCCACAGUGGCAUUGAAGAAAUGAUGAACAAGUUGCUGCAUCGCAAUCUCGUUAGCUUGACGCUGGACAAGAAUGGCAUCGGAGAUCAAGGAUGCCAACUGAUUGCAGCUUCUUUGUUGAGCAUGAAAUGUCUUUCACGCCUGAAUCUUAGCUUCAACCAAAUUGGAAGCCGAGGUGUGAAUAGCCUAAUGCGCAGUCUUGUAGCCUGCGAUACCAUUACUUAUCUUGGUCUUUCUGGAAAUAUUAUGAAAAUUUCUGGGGCCGUUGCUCUUGCUUUUACACUUGCACAACACCCACGAAUAGAAGAACUCGAUGUUGAUAAUUGCUGCUUGAGUCAAGCCGCGCAAUGUCAUAUCAUAGCCGGAAUAAUAUCGAACAGAUGGGUUCCUUUAACGAGAAUGAAUGGCUUCGAAGCUGGGCCACCGAUGGUUGCAUUAGGUGCUUUGAAAGUUUCAGAUCAAUGUUUGAGCAAUGAAGAAUGUUUCAGGAUACGAAGAGAUGAACAAAUGAAAACAAUUUUGCAAUGGAUGGAAUCAAACCGUAGCAAAUCGGGGAGAAAAGACCCUAAUUCAGCAGGAAACUCAAGGAUGGAAAGCCAAUAUCUGCCUCCAAACUUUGUUCAAAGCAUGAAUGACGUUGAAGGCAUACCAUCUCAAAAUGCCUACCUUCGGUUACUAAGCUGGCUCAGUCGGAUUCCAUUCGACGAAGACGAGCUGAUCUCGCUCCGGAAGUACUUUUAUGACUCGGAUGGUUUGUCUGAAGAUCGUGGAAGCGAUGGCUACGUAAAUUUGAAGUUAAGAGGGGAUUUGCUUGCAGCACUAGAAAGUGAUGUAGCCGAUGAAAUUAGAGAUGAGACUCCUAUGCUGGUCCAAUACGAUGGCUCUGUUGGCUUUGAUAUAGAUCGAAUUGAUGACGAGUCAGAUAAAAUUAAAUCGGAGAAAAGCUCAGAUCCAGAGUGGGACUACAUGAUGGGGCAUAAAUUCGACAAAGCAGCAAGAUUGUUGGCUUCGGAUUCAAAGAUAGAUAAAGGAUUGGACGAUGUGAAGCAUCAUUUCCGAGGAGAUGACGAUGACAGUCAGUUCUCCACUGAUGACGAUCUUGCGCAUAAUAGAAAACGAAGAAUUUUUCCUUCGGCAGAAUUUCCGGAAUCAAAUUCACGAGGAAGUCCUCCCAGUCCCUGCUCUACCACUUCGACAGGAAAUUUGCACAGUUUGCAAAGUAUGGUGAAUAGCAGCUCUGAACGAAGCAACCUUAGUUCGGGCGAAAAGGAGAUUAAACGAGUUGCCUUGAAAGCAAGAAUAACAAUGUUUCCACAGUUUGAGGGUAAGUUGGAGGAACUCAAGUACACCGCUACAGAAAUGAUUGAAUCGGAAGAAGAUCCCGAGCAACAAGAGAUUAUUCUUACGCAAUAUGCCGAGGCUUCACUUACGAUUCUUCGGCAACUGAGAUAUCAUUGUAUGAACAAUGGACUCGACGGGUGGCGACAGGGCUCUACGAAGCGGAAGGUCCUGAUCGUUGAUGAUAGUCUUGUUACUCGAAAGCAUCUAUCUCGAGUCUUCGAAAAAGCUAAUUUCAUUGUAGAUUCAGCGGAAAAUGGUGCCGAAGGAGUAGAAAAGCUGAAGCAGGCCAUUUACGAUAUUGCUUUCAUGGACAUCGACAUGCCAGUCAUGAACGGCUUUGAGGCGACCAAGAGGCUCAGACAAUGGGAGGAUAAUAUGAGACCGGGAGUGCGACAGCCGAUUUGUGCUCUUACAGCUGCCCAUGUAGACGAUUUUGAACGAAGUGAGUUGAUGAAAUUCAAGGAAGCAGGUCUAGAUGUGUUCGAGAGCAAACCAUGUAACAUUCCAAGGCUGUUCAAAGUGGUCGAUGAUGUCUCGCCCAUGUUUAGUGAUUUAUCGAUUAGCGUCAUACAGCAAGAAAGGAAGCAAGCUUGAGGUCUUACGAAAGGUGUGGCCUUUUCAAUUCCGCAAGGAAAGAAUCAAAGACAGCAUGUAGCUAAGAAACUAGAAUCACCGGAAGAAAGACACCGUCAUAGAUGUUCGACAAAUAGAAUCAGCGUUGACGAUGAUACAAUUUAGGAUGGUUUCCGAUGGCCAUGGAAGGUUGCGACAGGUACUUGCUUUUGUUCUUUUUUUGGGCUGGAACGAGAAGAAUGAUGACAGGAUUAGUGAGAAUUCUCCUACUCUUGCCACAAAUCCCUUGCCAGAGAUGCGAAUAUAGAAUUGCUAUUGAUUAUAUUCUACCCAUUCGUAUUGGCUCUGGAAAAACACUGGUAUGCCGUUUUCCUGCUUUUUUGUACAAAACACAUUUAUCAAUCUAAUCAAAUUUGAGCAUUUCAACGAUGCCCCAUUCUCCAGACCAUCGAUAGAGAGGAAAAAGGUUCUCGGUGCCCAAUCUACGCCAGCAGUUCAACGAAAACAGUGAAUGACGGAGUUCAGUAAUCUUUUAAGAAAACUUUUAGAUCAAA
Messenger RNA from Pseudo-nitzschia multistriata, 5428 nucleotides. Lineage: Eukaryota; Bacillariophyta; Bacillariophyceae; Bacillariales; Bacillariaceae. The record is from the annotation of a GenBank genome assembly.